AUGGAACGUUGGAUAGGUCGUGGCUUGGUAACUGGAGCUAGUAGUGGUAUAGGAGCAGCUAUAACUGUAGGACUAGCACAGAAAGGAAUGAUAGUGAUUGGAGUGGCUAGAAAUAAAGAUAAAGUAGAGGCUUUGUCCAGCCAGUUAAGUGGUGCUAGUGGUAAGAUAGUUGCUAUAAAAUGUGAUGUAUGUAAUGAAGAGGAGAUAAAGAGUGUCUUUGCUGCUGCUAAAACUCAGUUUGGAGGUGUUGAUGUCUGUAUUAAUAAUGCUGGAUUAGCUCAUAAUGCUCCAAUAUUAACUGGAGAAACUCAUUACUGGAGAGAUAUGUUAGAGGUCAAUCUAUUAGCACCAUGCAUUAUAACACGAGAGUAUAUGACUCAAUUGAAAGAGAGAGGAGUAGAUGAUGGACACAUUAUUAUUCUCAACAGUAUUGCUGGACAUAAAGUGAUCCAAGCAACACCUAUUCAUUUCUACUCUGCCACUAAAUUUGCUAUCACUGCAAUAGUUGAGGGCAUACGUCAGGAGUUGAGGGAGAUGAAGUCAAACUGUCGUGUUACUGGUGAGGUGCUUAUACCUGAAGAUGUAACCAGUGCUGUGUUCUUUGUUUUGAGUGCUCCACCAAGAAUGGAGGAUAAGCAUUACAGUUAG
Molecule: messenger RNA, 648 nt
Organism: Gigantopelta aegis
Lineage: Eukaryota; Metazoa; Mollusca; Gastropoda; Neomphalida; Peltospiridae
Product: dehydrogenase/reductase SDR family member 11-like
Molecular function (GO): oxidoreductase activity
Source: RefSeq, a predicted model, not a curated record